GUCAUGUCUGACAGCAGACGAUUUUUCUUUAUUUAAAAUGUACGCAAUGAUUAUUAUUGCUACUGUCUAGAUCUAAAUCAAUUUAAUCUGAAAUGUAUCAAAGAGCGACUAACGAGCCAGUCAUCUUGUUCGCAUCGCGACCAUGCUUUGAUGAGUUUUGUGCGAUGACAAUAUACAUUUCCAAUCCGGGAGAUUUUGAAAUGACUUCCCAGCCACACGUUAUUCGUUGCAGGGAGCUAUUAUUCACAGAACCAGAAAUAAUAUCUACUCCAUCAUUAGAUUUUGAUCAAUGUUUUUAUGUAAUAAUGCAUCACAAACUGUACAAAACUGGUAGAUUACAGACACGAUUUGAAAAGAAAGGUCUGAAAGCAAGCAGUCCAUACAGAGUGUUACCAGCAUUGUAUCAAGCUUGCUUGAGAUACACUUUAACAGCUAAAAUAGCUCCUUCGUGGAACAAAGUUGGUGAAUGGCAUUUACAAGGUAGAGAUUUUGUGACACAUAAUGGUUACAUGAAUGGAAUAAAAAUGAAUCUGGUUGUAAAUUCAGAUGAAGUGUAUAUGUCAGUAUUUGGUACAUCAGUAAAAUGUCCACAUUUACAGAUACAUGAUUUAGAUAUUGAUACUACUAGAUUAAGUAGAAUGUUUGAAGGUGAUAGGAGAUUUCAAACAUUAGAAUUAAAUCAAUGGUGUUAUAUUUUACCAAGCAUGAAGAAAGGUAGAAUAGUCAGUGUGUCUAGACAAAUACCUCAAUAUGAUUGUCCUUUUACAACCUAUAAAGAUCUGAAAAAACACUGGAAAAAUACAUAUGGAUAUAGAUUACCAGAAACAGAUGAAGAAAUUUUAUUCUAUCAAGUUACAUUCUUACCAUUAGGAGGUCGUUUAUUUACCUAUCCUAGUGUGUGUUUAUGUAGUCGUAACUUACAAACAAUGCCAAGAAUAGAUCCCAAACCUAUCAUAACAGCUUUUUUACAAGAUAUACAUAAUAAAAUACCAUCAAUAUGUGGACAGUCAUUCCAAUUUCAACCAAAAAUAAGAUACACACAGCAAGAAUUUCUGAUUAGUUCUGAGAUAAAAGAUCAACCAAAAGAGAAACUGAAUCUUGUGUCAAGAAAUCCUAAACCACCUACUAUCCCCUUACGAAACUUAAAUCAAGUUCAACAUAUGUAUCAAUCAAAAAUUAUCAAUAACAUCAGUAGAAUUACUCAAUCAAAUAUUGAUUGUCAAUCAACACCUUCCUCCAAUCAGAAUGAGGAUAUCUUCCUUUCUCAAUCAAGAAAUCAAAUGUCAUUUGAUAACCAUGGAUCUACAGGCACUAGUGAAAAUAUCAAUUUCAAGAAAAAGGGUACUGUUAAUAUACCUAAUACUGGAAGAAUCAAAUCUGUGGACAAAAUUUCUUCAAAUGUGGUACCAGUAACUUCUCAUGUUGAUGCAUCUCAAGAACAAAACAGAUCUUCAAGAAUCAUUCCAUUGUUUCGACCUAAAUCCAAAUCUGCUGGCAGACAAGUUUACAAACCUGAAGGUCCCAAACAAGUACCAUCUUUCAGUUCUAGAAUCAAACAUACCAUUCCUGUUAUUCCUCAAAAAACGUUCUCUUUGGAAAGUGUGUCCCCUGUGAAACUGGUCUCAAAUUUGUCACAGCCAAAAACUCUUCCAGUUUUCUCCUCCCAAAAGACAAAACCAGCCUUUACUCAUAAACCAGUCAGUUCAGUUCAGAAGCCUAGUGCAAAUAUUACACCAAAGCUGUGUCCUAACUUUAGUCAAAAGAAGAUAAAGCAACUUUCCACAUCACUUUCCAAGUCAACUCAAAAAUUAAAGACACAGAAUAGAAGCUCUGCCAAUAAAGAACCCGCAAUAAAGGCUCCAGAAACUCCUAAACCCAAGACUUCAGCCACUAAAACAUGCAGUCCCGGGAGUGUCCCCAGAGGCCUAGUGGUACAGAGUACACCAACAGAGAGGAGAUUUGUUCCCUUUGGAGCCAAUCCUAAGGCCCUGUCAACACCAAAGCCAAGAUUAUUAAAUCCAUCAAUUCCUCAUUCUAAAACGCCAGUAUUUUCUAUCACUGACAGUGACACUGUUGAUACUAGUUUUGAUGUAUUUAAUAAUUUAGGAUCUAAUAAUCCUAUUGUGCCUGUAACACCAAAAGCAACAACAAACCUAUCCAACAAUUUCUCUACACCUAAACCUGGUCAACAGGUUGGCAACCAGAUGUCAGAAAAUUGGAUGCUCAAGACUCCUGAUAAGAAGGCUAAGAAGAGAAAGGAGACUGUAACACCAUCAUUAUCACAGGGUGAGGGUGAGGGUGGUGAAGCUAAAAAACCUAGAGCUAAACCUAAAAUACAAGUUGUUGAUGUAGAAAAAUUAGCUAGAUCAAAUCAGAUGGGCAAAGCUAAUGCAUUAACUUUAACAACUUGGCUUAAACAAAGAAAUAUUGUUGUCAAAGCUAAAGAUAAGAAGAAUGAUUUGGUGGAUAAAGUUUUCUCAUUCCUGAAUCUAGCAAAACCUACAGAACUUACUUCACCUUCCACGAAAUUAACACCCAAAUUAGUUCCAAGUACACCUCAUAAUGCAGAGUUUGAUGAUUCUUCUUCUAGUGUUUUCCAGAUUGCGCAAACAGAACAUACUCAGAAACCUACUGAAUUUUCACAUUCAUUGUUCAAUACUUUACAGAAUCCUGAACCUUAAUUACUGAAUAUUUUUGUUCUUAACCUGAUUGUUGUGAUAUUUAUAAAUGUGAUAUUUUUCUGUGAUAUUUAUAAUUUGAAUUAAUAAUUAUGAUAUUAAAGAAUG
Messenger RNA from Lottia gigantea (owl limpet), 2786 nucleotides. RefSeq lists its product as hypothetical. The coding region runs from base 93 to 2681 and encodes 862 amino acids. The record is from RefSeq and is a predicted model, not a curated record. The transcript has 12 exons. NCBI's taxonomy places the organism in Eukaryota, Metazoa, Mollusca, Gastropoda, Lottiidae.